Molecule: messenger RNA, 1102 nt
Organism: Anopheles merus
Lineage: Eukaryota; Metazoa; Arthropoda; Insecta; Diptera; Culicidae
Product: enhancer of rudimentary homolog
Exons: 3
Coding region: 293-604 (103 amino acids)
Source: RefSeq, a predicted model, not a curated record
UGCAAUCGUAGCAACAAAAAAAAGCCGUGUGCCAUCGGACGGACAGUACACCUUUUGGGCCGACAAGCGGAACCAAUUUCCAGUCGCGCGGGUAAAUUAAACAACAGAAUCCACCCGCCUGCUCGAUCAACGCCAUCAACGCUUUUCCACAAUCAACACACCACGCCGGUGGGCUGGACGCCGCAUUUCCACAUCGGCAAACGGCGGACCAAAGGUAAGCAACGGUGCACUGUUGUUUACCUUUUUAGUUGGCAAUUUUUCCUUCCCUACCGCAACCCGGCGAACAGACAGAAUGUCGCACACCAUCCUGCUGGUGCAGCCGGGGCAGCAUCCGGAAACGCGCACCUACAGCGACUACGAGAGCGUGAACGAGUGCAUGGAGGGGGUGUGCAAGAUCUACGAGGAGCAGCUGAAGCGGCGCAACCCCAACACACCGACCAUCACCUACGACAUUAGCCAGCUUUUCGACUUUGUCGAUCAGCUAAUCGAUCUCAGCUGCCUCGUCUACCAGAAGUCGACCAACACCUACGCGCCCUACAACAAGGAAUGGAUAAAGGAGAAAAUCUACGUGCUGCUGAGGCAGGCGGCCGGCACCAACGCGUAAUGCAAGCUCCUGUCUCUUCUAUUACCCUUUCUCUACACUUUCUUUAUUUUGUUUUUCUUUCUUUCGGGGCGGUCAUCUCUCCCUUUCUGGUGUCUCCCCACACACACACACACUUUUGAAGUAUUGAGCCCACCCGUUGUGACCCUUUCGGUUACGCAGCGGAAAUCUUUCUUUUUGUUCCAUCCCUUCCGCAUCGUUUCGUUCGUUGGAGCAUGUUUUAAUAUGAUUAUGCUGCACAGAAACACAUACCCACAGUCACUGUGAGACACACGGGAGAAGGAGAGAGGAUGGCCAAACCGUACUUAAAUCUGUAGCGUGUAAGCAAAUCUUGAACUAUCAACGCAAGCAAUCCGCAAAAAACCCUCCCACAGAGAGUUAACGGGGUUGUGUGCGGGUGUGUGUGUGCAUCAACGUCAACUUUGUGUAAAAUAAUUAGUAAGCGCAAACAUAGAGUACGAGAUGGAUCGAGCAAAUUCAUGAAUCUGAAUAAAAAUGAAU